AUGGAGGAGAUUUGUCUGGAGGACUUCCGGCCGACAACUGAAGCCGACCCAACGAUGGCUGGUCGGGAGGAUACGCGUACCGUGCUGCUUCAAAUGCAAAAAUUGAAGGCCGACAAGUUCGAGCAGGAGGCCGAGCUACGUGAGCUUCACCUUGAGCUGCGAAGCCUCGGCGCUGAGCUGGAGCGCUGCCAGGUUCUGCUGGCGGCUGAAAAGUCGGAAAACAACCGGCUCGGCGAUGAGCUGCAGCGGCGGAUUGGAGAUUUUCAACAGGCUCAAGCUGAUGCUCAAGUUGAAGCGGAAGCCAAAACCCAAAUCGCGGAAGCCUUGGAAGCCGAAGCCAACCGAUUAAGCAACGAAACUGGCGCCGAAGUUGAAGCUCUGAAGCUUGAGCUCGAAGCCAAGCUCGAGGAAAUCCACGAAUUGAGAUCGGAAAACCUGAAGAUUGCUUCGGAGGCUCAAGUUUUACAAGCACAAGCUCAGGAAAAUAGGGAAGCAAUGAGAACUCUACAAAGCGCCCCAAAUGACGAUCUCCUUGCUCGAGAUUCUGAGAUAGAAACUUUGAGCUUGGAGCUCGAAACGCUACGUACCGCUACGCAAAUGGUCAUGCAAGAAAAGGAGACUGAACUUGCGGCCCAGCUCCAAAAGACCGCGGAGCUUGAGAGUGAGCUCGAGCGAGUACGUCAGAAUACAAAUGACGAACAGCAGGUUAAGGAUGACCAGAUGGCAGCUUUAAGGGAGGAGCACGAAGCGCUACGCGAGAGUGCGCAAGCCGAGCUAAUCCUGAAAGCUGCAGAAAUCGAGACUCAGCUUCAAAAAGUUGAGAAGCUUGAGCAGGAGCUUCACCGGCUCCAGGAGGCUCCAAACGACGAGCUACAAUCUCGCGACAGGCAGAUUCAAGCGUUGACCUCUGAACUCGAAGCGCUACACGAGACUACGCAAGCCGAACUGAAGCUGAAAAAGGCAGAAAUCGAAGAUCAGCAACAGAAGCUCGAGGAGCUUGAGCAAGAGCUUGACCGGCUACGCGAAGCUCCAAAUGACGCGCUGCAAGCCCGAGAAGACCAGAAUGAAGCUUUGACCUCUGAGCUUGGCGCACUACGCGAGAGUACGCAGCUGGAAACUCAGGAACAUCAGCAGAAUCUCAAAGCGCUUGAGCAAGAACUUGAGCGUCUACCCGAGGCUCCAAACGACGAGCUUCGAGCUCGCGACAACCAAAUUGAAGCGUUAACCUCAGAGCUUGAUGCACUACGUGAGAGUACGCAAGCGGAAGCUCAGAAACAGCAACAGAAGCGCGAGGAGCUUGGACAAGAGCUUGAGCGGCUACGCGAAGCUCCAAAUGACGAACUGCAGGCCCGAGACGACCAGCUCCAAGCUUUAACUUCACAGCUCGAAGCCCUACAUCAAAGCACGGAAGCCGACGCUCAGGAGCAGCUACAGAAAGUUGAGGAGCUUGAGGGUGAGCUCGAGCGACUACAUGAGGCUACAAAUGACGACGCCCUUGCUCGGGACAACCAUAUAGAAACCUUGAAGUCGGAGCUCGAGGCGCUACGCGAAAGCGCGCAGGCCGAGGUGAAGCUGAAAAACGCCGAAAUCGAAGAUCAGCUCCAAAAAGUUGAGGAGCUUGAGCAAGAACUCGAACGGGUACGCGAGGCUCCAAAUGACGAACUUCUAGCUCGAGUCAACGAAAUUGCAGCCCUAACUUCGGAACUGGAAACACUACGCGAGCAUACGCAAUCCGAGGUUGCGGCCAAAGCUUUGGAACUGGAAAGCAAGGAGCAAGAGCUCGAACAGCUUCGCCAAGCAGCCUUUGACGAAUUUGAAGCAAAAUCGCGCGAAAUCGAAGGACUAGAAGCUGAGUUGAAGCUAAAAACUGAUGACUACGAGAAGCUACAGCCAGAAAUCGAUGCCCUACGAAACAGUAUUCAGGCCGAAAUCGCUCAAAAGGAGUCUGAACAUCAGGCUCAGCUUGAAACGCUUCAGGAGCUGGAGCUGGAAGUAGAACAACUGCGCGCCACAGCUAAUGGCGAGCUUCUGGAGAAGAAUUCUGAGCUGGAGACGCUGAACUUGGAGCUCGAGGAGCUACGCAGCUGUACUGAGGACGUCAUCACGAAGAAGAACUCUGAAAUUGACGCCCAGCUUCGGAAGCUUGGUGAGCUUGAGCAAGAGCUUGAACGGCUGCGCGAAGCUCCCAAUGACGAAAUUCGUGCUCGAGAUGACAAAAUCGUUGCCUUGGCUUCAGAACUCGAAGCGCUACGCGAGAGAACGCAGGCCGAAGCUCAGGAACAGCUUCAGAAGCUGGAGGGGCUUGAGCAAGAGCUUGAAAGGCUACGCGAGGCUCCGAAUGACGAAAUUCGAGCUCGAGAUAGCCAAAUUGAAGCGUUGACCGCAGAGCUCGAAGCGCUACGCGAGAGUACGCAAAUCGAGGCUCCAAAUGACGAAUUACAAGCUCGAGGCCAGAUCGAUGUUUUGACGUCAGAACUUGAGGUCCUACGCGAGAGCACUCAAGAACAGCUUCAAAAGCUGAAGGAACUUGAAGAAGCCAACCAAGCCCAAAGCCUGCAACUUAAGGAGUUUGAGCUACUACGCACGACUACAGACGACGAAUUGCAAGCAAAAAUUGUGGAGCUAAGCAAUAAUAAAGUCGAGCUUGAAGAAUUACGUGCAGAUUUCGAAAGGUUACGCCAGAGUACGGAGCACGCGGUGCGACAGAAGGCAGAGCAGAUCCUGAUCCAGCAGACGUUGAUUGAUGAGCUGGAGACGGAGCUUGGAGUGCAAAUUACAACAGCUACAAGCCACGCAAAUGAGCUGGAAGCUGCUCAGAAUGGGCUUGUAGAACUUGAGCAAGAGCUGACCAAAAAGAACGAAGCUGCUGAAGCCAAUCCUGAAGCCUUCGCGCGCUGUCAGCACUUGGAGCUCGAGCUACAGGAGCUACGCGAGGCAACAAAUGACGCCGACAGCUAUCGUACGGAGCUUGAAGAGGCUAGGAAAAGAAUUGCCGAGCUUGAGUACGAGCUUGGUGGUAAAAACCAGUCACUCGAAGGCAAGCUUGAGCACGAGGCAAAGCAGAACAACGAAGCUGACGAAGCCAAUGCCGAAGCUCAGAAUGAACUCCGUCAAAAAGCUGAGCAGAUCCUGAUACAGCAGACGCUGAUCGACGAGUUGGAGGCGGAGCUUGAAGUGCAAAGUACAACAGCUAAGAGUUUAGCAAAUCAGCUUGAAGGCGCACAUAGGAGGCUUGUCGAGCUUGAGCACGAGCUUCUUCAAAAGAACGAAGCACUAGAAGCCCGGUUUGAGCACGAGCUUGUCCAGAAAAACGAAGUCAAUUCUGAAGCUUUGGCGCGUUCCCAGCAAGUGGAGCUCGAGCUUCAGGAGCUCCACCAGGCCUUAGUGGAGGCUGCAGGCCACCGCAGGGAGCUUGAAGAAGCUAAGGAAAGACUUGCCCAGCUUGAGCACGAGCUUAGCGUCAAAACCGAAGCCCUUGAAGCCAAUUCUCAAGCCUUGGCACGAUCCCAAGAAUUGGAGAUCGAGCUCCAGGAGCUACGCGAUGCAAGAAAUGAAGCAGACAACUAUCGUACUGGGUUUGAGCAGGCUAGAGAAAGACUAGCCGAGCUUGAGCGAGAACUUGUUCGCAAAAACGAAGCUCUCGAAGCCAAUUCUGAGGCCUUGGCAAGAAACCAAGAAUUGGAGCUGGAGCUUCAGGAGCUUCACGCAACCACGAGCUCCGAGAUUACAAAGAGAAUCGUGGAAACCGAAGCCCUAAACGCGGCCAAGCUCGAAAACGAAGCCCGGGCCGAGAGCCUGGAAGAGAGGCUCUGGGAGCUGGAGGAGGAGCUGCGGAAGCUACGCGACGCUACGAAGGUCGAAUUGGAGGGGAAGGCCUCGGAAAAUCGGGCUUUGGAGGUGGAGAAUGAGGAGUUGAGGGAUGAGCUUGAUCAACUACGCGAGAAUACUUUGGACGGUGAGCUUGAAUUCGCCCGAGAAGCCUUGGCAAUAGCUGAGGAUCGAAUUUUGGACCUGGAGAACGAACUCGUCGAAAAGAAGAAGGCUUUAGAAGCUUUGGAAUCCGCGAGGCUACAAGCUACACCUGCGAACGUUGCGGAAAUUGACGGUCGACUACAAAAUACACCCAUUGACAGCAUGGACCUUGUAGCCACGGAGUUUAGCGGACUUCAAACUACGCCAAAUGACCCGGCGGAAUCUGUGCGUAGACUACAAAUUACACCUCUGAACGCAGUCGAACCUGAUGGACUACAGACUACACCAAUUGACGCCGGACAAGAAUUGAGACUAAAAAAGACGAUAGAACCCCGGAUACACGACGAUACCAUCGACAACUCAAGAAUUGAAGAUCUCCAGCACCAAAUUCAACAAAAAACCCACGAAAUAGAGUCCCUGAAAACCGAGCAGCACCUGAAAAAUUCCGAAUAUGAGCAUGACAUUGAAGAACUCGGCCGGGAGGUUGAGGAGAUACAAAAAGCGGCCGAGGCCCGAAUUCUUGGCCUGGAGAAACAGCUGGCGGACGCGCGAAGAGUGCCUGAGCACGAGGUCGAGGAGCUGCAGAGGUGCCGUGAGAUCCUGGAAGCUGAGAAGGCGGAGAUAAUGGGGAGGUUGGAGGAGAAAUCUGCAGAAUUGGCACGCUGCCAAGUCGAAUGGGCGGAGAGGGCCGGAUUUUAUGAGAUGAGGAUAGAAGCCCUGGAGGGGGAAUUGAAGGAGGCUGUGGAGGAGAUUGGGAGACUACAAAGUACAACUGUUGACGAGGGCAAGGAAAAGGAGGAGGAGCUGAAGAAGGAGAUGGCUGGACUGGAGAUACAGCUCUCUAAAGCCCGAGAAGAAGCCGAAGCGGCCUCCUGGAAUUUGGCCGAGUCCGAGAGACAACUUCAAGACGUUCGGGAGGCAAAUGUGGAAUUGAAACAGAAGCUAGCCAAGACGGCCUUAGAAGAUCACGUCCAGGCUACGGUAGCUGAGACUACGGUGCCUGUUGCGUCAUCACCACGAAGUGAAGAGGUCAGCGAGCUGCGGGCAGAUUGUCUCCAGAUGGAGGCACGGCUCCGGGGAGCGCAUGAGAAUAUUCAUGCAUUAAAGAAAGAAAUCCACGGCUGGCAACAACGCGUGGAGAGCCGUGAAAAGUCGUUAGAAGCGCUGCGCGCCGAGCAGGACGUCAUCAAGGAGCAGCAGCAGCAGCUCAUUUUUGAGAACGGGCAGUUGAGGCUCUCCGCACGCAGCAAUGACCCGACGGAGCGCAUCUUGGCGAUGGAGCGCGAGCUGGUCGAGACGAGAGCUUUACUGCAGCGUCGAAUUGACGGGCUGAUCGAGGACCUCCGAUUAGCUGAGCUCGAGCUCGAAAAACGCCGUCAAACCGACGCGGUCGCCGAGGAAACUCUGCAAAAACACGCAGAAGCGGUGACGGAAUGGCGUGGUCGGUGGGAGACUGCGGUGCAGGAGGCUGAGGCUAUGAGGAGAUGUGCUGAUGAGACGCCGAGGCUUCAGUCAGCGCUGCAUCAGAGCCGCUCCGAACACAACGAACUCAACCGCCGCCUGGACGAGGCUGAAGAACGCAUCGCUAGAGCGCAACGCGAAAAAGACGCCCUCAACGCCCAGCUAACCAUCGUCUCCCAGCAACUCGAAGAGCGAACGGAUAGGCUGCGAAAAGUCGGCGACGCCAAGACGCAAAAUAUGUUGCGGCUCGUCGAGCUGGAGUCGCGGCUGAACGCUUGUCGACAAACCAUUGCUGAGCAACGGCGGGCACUUGGGCUGGCUGCCGACCAAGCCGAUGCUCCCGGAACUAGUCGAGACACGGAUUCAGAAGUGGAGAGCCGCGAAAGCUUGUUGGAAAAGUUGGUGCUCGCCGAACAGCGGAUACAGGAGCUGGAAUCUCAGCUUUCAUUGCUGACCAACCCGGAAGCUAACGAUUCUCAAGCGCCAGUCAAUGCCGUGGAAGCGGAAACUGAGGUAGACGAGGUGGAAGAGGCUGAAGAAGCCGCCGUGGCUUUGUUGGAAUCAUCAGACGCUACGGAAGUGGAUCUAAACCAAGAUGAAGCGGAUGUUGAUCAGGAAAACGCCGCCUCGCCCAGCUUCCAGUCGCCCUGGUGCUUUAACAACCCGGAUUUU
Molecule: messenger RNA, 6105 nt
Organism: Mesorhabditis spiculigera
Lineage: Eukaryota; Metazoa; Nematoda; Chromadorea; Rhabditida; Rhabditidae
Source: the annotation of a GenBank genome assembly